AUGGUAAUGCCCUCCGACAAACUGUUAUCAGUAUUGGAUAAGCUGCUUCCUGACAAGUUCCCAAACAUCUUUCCAAAAACUAUGUUGACUCUGAAAAUCGUUUUUCUAUUGGCUGUGGUGGUGCCCAACAUCUUGGCCGCUGGGAUAUGGUAUCGAGCAUAUGACUCUCCUGAAUCUUUGGAAUCCCCUGAGACAUUGGAAAUAUUUGAUCGUUCGCUAGAAGAUCUGCAUCAUAUUCGAAUCAAUUAUGGCCCGGUUUGGGAUGAUAUUGCCGGAGAAAAUGAAUUUGUUGUCAAGGCAAUUGGCAAGAAAGGCAAAUGCACCCCCGAUUCCAGUAAAGGCCUGGCCAAUCUCUUCAGUCAAUCGAAGAAGUUGAUACCCUGGGACAAUGUCAAGGAAAUCGUCAAAUCCUAUGCCAAUGAUCCUGAGGUGAAAACCCUAAAGGCCUACAUUGAAUCUGCAGACUAUAAGGAAAAAGUAGCCGCCAUACGCUCCUCCGAGGAAUACAAAACUUUCAGUUCGUAUGUCUGUCAUGUCUUACAUCUCGAUCUGCAAGAGGAUGGUCAUUAUGUGGCAAGAAAUAGAUUACGCAGCAGCUCGCAAACGGGUAUAAGAGGUCUCAUACGUAGAGUGCAAUCGGUGAUACCAUAUCGGCAGUUGGGUGAUUUAUAUGCUCAACUCAUCUCAAAGGAUGAUCAAUUGCUGCGGGAGGUUGCUGCCAUGAAAUCGAAGGAGUUCAAGAGAAUUGUUAGCAAUUUAAGGAAUUAUGUACCAGCCUAUAGGGAGCUUACAAUGACUUUGUGGCAUUUGGGUGUGCCUUUGGAUCAGUUGAAGGGUGUCAUCAGCAAUGCCUUGGGCUGGAACAUGGAUUGGGAUACAUUGCCAUAA
Messenger RNA from Musca vetustissima, 888 nucleotides. RefSeq lists its product as uncharacterized. Lineage: Eukaryota; Metazoa; Arthropoda; Insecta; Diptera; Muscidae. The record is from RefSeq and is a predicted model, not a curated record. The transcript is spliced from 2 exons. Bases 1 to 888 code for a protein of 295 amino acids.